UAAUUCUCACCAACUUCACGGACCAGCAGCUUGUCCAAAGUUCGCAGGAUGUCUUUUUUCCAGAAAUUGUUCCAGCAUGUUACUGAUGACAAGGGUUUUAAAGGUACUACUGUUGAGACAGGAUACUUUGGGACAGUGAAGGCUGAUCCAAACUUUAAUGCCCAGAACGAUGCUGAAAAAUUAAAGAAAGCCAUUGAGACCAAAGGUGUGGAUGAAGCCGCUAUUAUAGAGGUGAUUGCAAAGAGGAGCAAUGCACAAAGACAGCAGAUCAAAGCGGCUUAUCAGCAGAGUGCAGGAAAAUCUCUGGCAGAUGAACUGAAAAAGGCUCUAAAGUCACAUCUUGAGGAUGUGGUCCUGGCCUUGCUGAUGACACCCCCUGAGUAUGAUGCUUUUGAGAUGAGAAAAGCCAUGAAGGGUCUUGGGACAAAAGAAAAUGUCCUGAGUGAAAUUCUGGGGACAAGGACAAACAAGGAGAUUACAGCUAUGAAGAUUAGUUUCAAAGAAGUCUAUAGAGAGACGCUGGAGGAAGAUAUUAAACAUGACGUUAGUGGGAAUCUUGAAACUGUCUUGCUUUCCCUUUGCAAGGCUACCAGAAAUGAAGAUCGUAAAAUUGAUGAUGGACUGGCUAAGAGUGAUGCAAAGGCUCUGUUUGAGGCAGGAAAGAAUCGGAUCGGUACAGUUUGCUCAGUACUGAUUGACAUCCUCACAAGCAGGAGUGAAGCUCAGCUGUGCAAAAUUUUUCAAUAUUAUGGCCAAUUCAGCAAAGAUGGUUUGGCCAAAGAUCUUCAGAGCGAGCUGAGUGGACACUUUGAAGACUGCAUGAUGACGCUGGUGAAGGCUGCUUGGAAUAAACCUGCCUACUUUGCAGAAAAGCUUCAACAUGCUAUGAAGGGUUUUGGAACCAACGAUGACACACUGAUCAGAAUUAUCGUGAGCCGUUCAGAAAUCGACCUGCUGAAAAUCAUGCAAGAGUACAAGAGGAUGUACGGCAAAACCCUUCAGGAGGCCGUUCAGAAUGAAACAAAAGGAGAUUAUCAGAAGAUCCUGCUGGUGCUCUGUGGCUCUCAGUGAACAACAAUCUUCAUUCAGCCAAAUAAACACAUCAUUUAAACAUGUCUGAUAUAUUCAUGACCAUUGUAAACACUUAAUCUCUUCUAGGUGUGGCUCUUGAGGAAUUUUACAUUAAAUCAUCAGUUGUGCAA
Messenger RNA from Danio aesculapii, 1202 nucleotides. It is a transcript of the gene anxa1d, whose product is annotated as annexin A1d. The record is from RefSeq and is a predicted model, not a curated record. Gene Ontology annotation, cellular component: cytoplasm; plasma membrane. The coding region runs from base 49 to 1071 and encodes 340 amino acids. Gene Ontology annotation, molecular function: calcium ion binding; calcium-dependent phospholipid binding; phospholipase A2 inhibitor activity. NCBI's taxonomy places the organism in Eukaryota, Metazoa, Chordata, Actinopteri, Cypriniformes, Danionidae. Gene Ontology annotation, biological process: regulation of hormone secretion; regulation of interleukin-1 production; actin cytoskeleton organization. The transcript has 13 exons.